Schistocerca piceifrons (Central American locust) is the source of this 1031-nucleotide messenger RNA. Its product is annotated as nicotinamide riboside kinase 1. Gene Ontology annotation, cellular component: cytoplasm. The coding region runs from base 139 to 786 and encodes 215 amino acids. Lineage: Eukaryota; Metazoa; Arthropoda; Insecta; Orthoptera; Acrididae. The transcript has a single exon. The record is from RefSeq and is a predicted model, not a curated record.
UCUACCCUUUGUUGAUGAUGGACAUCCUCUUAGGCUUCUGUUUCCAUCUGUUCAUUAUGCUCUUUUGAUCCCUGCUUUCAUGGGACUUGGCUUUAUUGGAGGACUAAUAGUUUUUACUGUAUAUGCAAUUCACCAGCCAUGAAAAAGUGGCUUGUAAUUGGUGUCUCAGGUGUAACGUGUGGUGGGAAGACAACAGUUGCACGUUCUUUGCAUGAAAGCCUUCCAGGUUCAUAUCUCUUGUGCCAGGAUGACUAUUUUCUGCCUCCAGAUAGCAGCAAGCAUACAUGGAUCCCAACACUGAACCACAUAAACUGGGAGAUAAUGUCAAGUGUUGAUAUGAACAAAAUGUGGGCAGACAUUAAAAGAAUUACCCAGUUUAAUUUCCUGCAGCAUUUUAGCCAUUGCAAAAUACACGAAGAAAAAAGUAGUAAUGACCUACCACUGAUGAAUUUUGAAGCUUUAGCAGGUGAAUUACCACUUCAUAUCUUAAUAAUUGAAGGAUUUUUGGUAUUAAAUUAUCAGCCGAUUGUGGAAAUUUGUCACUUAAAAUAUUAUUUAACCCUUACCAGGGAUCAAUGCUGGGAAAGAAGGAAAGUUCGUAUCUAUGAUCCCCCUGAUGUACCUGGUUAUUUUGAUGUGUGUGUUUGGCCUGAGUAUGAAAAACACAGGGAUGAAGUUUUUCAGACUGUUGCUGAUGUUCAUAUUAUAGAUGGUACAAAUGAUGUGAGGCAAGUUGUGUCUAAUAUAUUUCUUGACAUAAUGAAAUAUAAGAAAAUUACAAUGUGAACUAUUUGAUUUAUCUCUAAUUUUCUUGAGAUUCAUGUAGCAAUGAAUUUUUUAUUGUGUUCACAAAACUUUCUAAGUCACUGUACAAGAAAUUCAAAAUUUAGAAAGUAUAACAUAUAACACAAACUACUUCUCAAUGUACAGAUCCCCAAACAAGAUGGAAGUUAAAUAAAUAAAAACUAGAUUAUAAUGUUGUGUUUUUAGACAUCUAUGUCAAGAAAUAGAAAUUUUAACAGGAUGUUCUU